Messenger RNA from Lucilia cuprina (Australian sheep blowfly), 3672 nucleotides. Its product is annotated as protein toll-like. Gene Ontology annotation, biological process: toll-like receptor signaling pathway; immune response. NCBI's taxonomy places the organism in Eukaryota, Metazoa, Arthropoda, Insecta, Diptera, Calliphoridae. The record is from RefSeq and is a predicted model, not a curated record. Gene Ontology annotation, molecular function: protein binding; transmembrane signaling receptor activity. Gene Ontology annotation, cellular component: membrane. Bases 81 to 3404 code for a protein of 1107 amino acids. The transcript is spliced from 2 exons.
UUUUAUAUAUUUCAGCAUAUCUGACAAGUGGAAACUAUAACAUAAAAACUUAUCACCAUCACAGCCAUAAAGGUGCAAACAUGAAGAAUCUCCCCUCGUAUUCAAGUAAAAGUAGAAGAGUUCUACUUUCUAAAAACUCUACAACCUGUUUACUAUAUAUAUUUAUUUUAACGUGCACACAUCUGCCAUUCUCAAUAGCAAGUUCUGCUGCUAAGCUGCGGGAAGAGUGUAUGGAGCUUGCUGCAAAAUCACAAUGCGAAUGUAUACCUAUUCUGUCUGAUAUUCAAAUAGAAUGUCCCGUAAAUGAUCCAAAAUUAACCAUAAAAAUUCGUCCUGGUGAUCAUGUAAUGAUAGAGUGCAAUAACAUCAACUACAAAGACUAUAAACUCUUACCCAAUAUGGCUAUUGGCAACACUUCCCAGGUGCAAAUUCAAGGAUGUCCACUACCGGGACAUUUUACCAUAGCAACCAUACCACAACAACUGGGUGUUAAACACUACACUACCUUGCUGUUUGACAACAACAAUGAUUUAGGUACAAAUAUUACCCGGGAACAUUUGAGCGGUUUACAUGGUUUACGCCGUUUACGUUUCAGUUCUUCGCGCCUGUUGCAUAUGCCUCAAGAUCUCUUCUCCGAUAAUUCUUUGAGAAAUCUCACGUGGUUAGAUUUGCGUUCUAACAAUGUGGACCUACCCGUAGACAUUUUUGCAAAAUUAGAAAAUUUAAUUUUCAUAGAAUUGGGGUACAAUCACUUGAAAUCCCUGCCUCAAGGUAUCUUCCGCAAACAACAUAAAUUACAGGUCCUAAAUUUAUGGAGUAAUGAAUUACGCAAUCUUACCAAAAAUAUAUUUGAAGGUAUUACCUCGCUAACUGAUUUAGAUUUAAGCAACAAUGGCAUUGAAACUUUUCGUCAUGAUAUCUUUGAACUUUUAACGAAUCUCACCAACAUCAGUUUAAAUAGCAACCAUUUUCGUUCACUGCCCGAGGGUUUAUUUAAAAAGAAUAAAAAUUUAUCACAAAUAAGAUUGACCAAUAAUCGUGUGCCUUUAAGAAGUUUGCCAUCUGAGUUCUUUGCAAAUCUACCACAUCUUAAUGAUGUACGUUUGUCCUGCGAUUUAGAAUCGGUACCGGGAAAUAUAUUUAGCAACUCUACAGCCAUUACCAUGAUCUCAAUGACCGGCAAUAAAUUAAGUAAUUUACCUGCUGAAUUGUUAGAAAGCCAAGAAAAUCUUGUUGAUUUGGACUUGUCAUAUAAUGAACUAUAUAAUCUACCCGAGGAAUUGUUCAAAAAUACCAGAAAAUUGACAAAGUUAAAAUUGUCCCACAAUCAAUUGACAGAAAUACAAAGAGAACUCUUUUCAUCUUUAACAAAUCUCAAAACUCUAGAUCUCAGCAACAAUAGAUUGACUACCAUUCAUUUGAGUGCCUUUGCCAGCACCCAGAGUAUACAGGAAAUCAAUUUGGAGAAUAAUCAAUUGACACUGAGUGAACCAUAUGGUGGGGUUUUAGAGGGUCUUCAGAACGUUCUCGGUUCACCAUUUCAAUAUGUAAACAAUUUGCGUAAAUUGAACUUGCGCAAUAAUUCCAUCAUGUAUAUUUAUCAAGAUUGGAAAUUUCAAUUACUAGAAUUGCAAGAAUUGGAUUUAAGUUACAAUAACAUCACCACCAUGGAUGAAAAUGAUUUACAAUUCUUAACUAAACACGAAUUGAAAAUAAACUUAACGCACAACCAGUUGAGAAUGGUGAAUUUACAAUCUAUUGAAACCUUGCAAAUUCCUCAAGACAAGAAGAAAAUUUUUAUGGAUUUAAACAAUAACCCCAUACAAUGCGACUGUGUGCUAUUGAGUUUUGUCCAGUACUUGCGAGGGGAAAAAGCUAGAGACGUUCGCGAUGUCAUUAAAUUGGAUACUGAAAAUUUAUUCUGCAAUCAACCAGAAAACUUAAAGGAAAAACCUGUUAAGUAUAUAAAUCCUAUGGAUUUGCUUUGUCCAUUUGAUCAUGAGGGAACAAAUCCCAAACGUUGUCCGCGUGGUUGCAGUUGUUGGGUGCGUUCUCUAGAUAAAGUUUUAAUGGUUAACUGUUCAAAUGGAAAUUUUACAAAAAUACCCGCCUUGCCUAGAAUCGAACAAUUCAAACUUGCCGGUACCGAGUUGUAUUUGGAGAAUAAUGAACUAAUGAAAUUACCCCUGGCUAAGACUCCAGGCUAUUCUGAUGUCACAAAACUUUUUUUGGCCGGCAAUAACUUGACAUCAAUAGACAGUACACAUUUGCCUGCGCAACUGACAGAGCUGGAUGUAAGAAACAAUCGCUUGGAAUAUUUUAAUAUCAGCACUAUACAUUUUUUAAACGAUAGCAGAAGCUUGAAUACCCUACAUCUCUCCGAGAAUCCCUGGAUGUGUGAUUGCGAAGCUAAACCAUUUUUAAUGUUUGCCCAGAACAAAUUCAAAUUGAUAAGAGAUUUCUCUAAGAUGACCUGUUCCAAUUUCAUGGAAACCAAAUACUUUAACGAAUUAUCUGUCAAUGACAUAUGUUCAGACAAUGAACUGUAUAUAGCUGUUAGUAUAGUUAUAUCGUUGGUGGGUCUUUUGGUAGGAUCAUUGGCUGCUUUAUACUAUAAAUACCAGAAGGAAAUUAAGAUCUGGCUUUAUGCCCACAACUUAUGUCUGUGGUUUGUAACCGAACAAGAAUUGGACAAAGACAAAAAAUACGAUGCCUUUAUCUCCUAUUCGCAUAAAGAUGAGAAAUUUAUUGCUGACUAUUUGGUGCCACAACUGGAAAAUGGUACACCACCUUUUAAACUAUGUGUGCACGUCAGAGACUGGAUGGUAGGCGAAUGUAUACCCGAUCAGAUAGUACGAUCUAUUGACGAUUCAAGAAGAACUAUUGUUAUAUUGUCGCAAAACUUUAUUGAAUCUGUGUGGGCUAAAAUGGAAUUCAAAGCGGCUCACCAAGCCUCUCUCAACGAAGGCAGAGCCAGAGUUAUUGUCAUUUUAUAUGGCGAUAUCGAUGUUGACAAUUUAGAUUCAGAUCUAAAAGCCUAUCUAAAAAUGAAUACAUACUUGAAGUGGGGUGAUCCAUGGUUCUGGAGUAAAUUGCGUUAUGCUAUGCCCCAUUCCGCUAAUGAUCUUAAAGGUUUAGUAAAAACUCCCCUUAAAGGUUCAACUGAUGAUAAACUAGAAUUGAUAAAGCCAUCGCCAGUAACGCCCACUCUGACAACACCACCCGGUGAAACAACAAAAAACCCACUGGUGGCACAUCUUAAUGGCGUGGGUGCUCCUCAAACGGCAGUUAUGUUUGCCAAUGGCAAAACACCCAGCUACUAUACGAACGGUAAGACCACACCAAAUUGUCAUAUUAAUGGAGCUUUUAUUAUUAAUACAAAUGCCAAACAGAGUGAUGUAUAGAAUUGGGAGAAGGCGGAAAUGUUUCAAUUUGAUGACGUACUUUAUCGAUGAAACAUUGAGACGCUAAAAGGACACCACCAACUUACUAACAUCAAUGAUCUAUAAUAUAUACAUGAAAAUAAUUCCAGUAAAUAGAGAAAAUAAUACACAAAUAUCAGACUGAAGGGACUAAGGUGCAUUGUGAAAAGCUUUAUAAAAGAAAAGAUAAAAAGUUUUACAACAGCAUACUAAUCGAUUAUUAAAUGAUUCAUAUAAUUUUGAAAAAAAA